CCAGGAUUAGCCGGAGGGCACGCCCUUAGCGCGGCCGCCGCCCAGCCGCCCUCACCUGGAUUACUUGGGGCGGCAGCUGGCCGGGAGCUAACGAGAAGGCGCCAAGGGCUGGAGCGGCGGCCUAGAGGAGUCCGACUUUUCGGAGGACUCCUCCGCGGACCGGACGGACGGACGGACGGGAAAGCGGCGUCCAGAACAGAGCUUUUCUUGGGGCUGCGGCUGGGAAGAGCGAUGCCCCUGAGGAUGGCCGCCCCGACCCAGAGCGCCUCGGGCUGGACCCUGCUGCUGCUGGUGGCACUUUGGCAGCAGCUCGCAGCUGGCUCCGGCGUCUUCCAGCUGCAGCUGCAGGAGUUCGUCAACGAGCGCGGCGUCCUGGCCAGCGGACUGUCGUGUGAGCCCCACUGCCGGACCUUCUUCCGUGUCUGCCUCAAGCACUUCCAAACGGUCGUCUCGCCCGGGUCCUGCACCUUCGGCAGAGUCUCCACGCCCGUGUUGGGCACCAACUCCUUCGCCUUCGGGGACAACAGCAGCGGAGGGGGGCGCAACCUUCUCCAACUACCUUUCAAUUUCACCUGGCCGGGAACCUUCUCGCUCAUCAUCGAAGCUUGGCACGCGCCUGGAGACGACCUGCGGCCAGAGGCCUUGCCAGCAGACGCACUCAUCAGCAGAGUCACCAUCCAGAAAUCCCUACCGGUGGGCGAGAAGUGGUGGCCGGAUCAGCAGACCAGCCUGCUCACACGGCUGCGCUAUUCUUACCGGGUCAUCUGCAGUGACAACUACUAUGGGGACAACUGCUCGCGCCUGUGCAAGAAGCGUAACGACCACUUCGGCCACUACGUGUGUCAGCCAGAUGGCAACCUGUCCUGCCUGCCCGGCUGGACUGGAACUUACUGCGAUCAGCCGAUCUGUCUUUCGGGCUGCAGUGAGCAGAAUGGCUACUGUACCAAGCCCACCGAGUGCCUCUGCCGCCCAGGCUGGCAGGGCCGCCUCUGUGACGAAUGUAUCCCCCACAAUGGCUGUCGCCAUGGCACCUGCAGCAUACCCUGGCAAUGCACCUGUGAGGAAGGCUGGGGAGGCCUAUUCUGCGAUCAAGACCUCAAUUACUGCACCCACCACUCCCCGUGCAAGAAUGGGGCCACGUGCUCCAACAGUGGGCAGCGGAGCUACACCUGCACUUGUCGCCCGGGGUUCACUGGCAUGGACUGCGAGCUGGAGCUCAGCGAGUGUGACAGCAACCCCUGUCGAAACGGAGGCAGCUGCAAGGACAAAGAGGACGGCUACCUCUGCCUGUGUCCCCCAAGCUACUAUGGCGCACACUGUGAGCACAGCGCCCUGAGCUGUGCCGAUUCCCCCUGCUUCAAUGGGGGGUCCUGUCGCGAGCACAGCCAGGGCACCAGCUAUGCCUGCGAAUGCCUCCCGAACUUCACUGGCUCCAACUGUGAGAAGAAAGUAGACAGGUGUACCAGCAACCCGUGUGCCAACGGGGGCCAGUGCGUGACCCGAGGCCCCACCCGCCUGUGCCGCUGCCGCCCCGGAUUCACAGGCGCCCACUGUGAACUCCCCAUCAGCAGCUGUGCCCGCAACCCCUGCGCCCACGGCGGCACUUGCCACGACCUGGAGACCGGGCUCUUGUGUACCUGCCCACCGGGCUUCUCAGGCCGCCGCUGCGAGGUCCAAGCGCCAGACCAGGAUGCCUGUGCCUCAGGGCCCUGCUUCAACGGGGCCACCUGCUACAGCAGCCUGUCCCCGGACAACUUCAUCUGCAACUGCCCCUACGGUUUUCUGGGCAGUCGCUGCGAGAUCCCCUUGGACGUGUCGCCCGGCUUCCCCUGGGUGGCUGUGUCCCUGGGCGUGGGGCUGGUGGUGGUGCUCGUGCUACUGGGCAUGGUGGUCGUGGCUGUGCGGCAGCUGCGGCUUCGGCAACCGGAUGGCGGCGACGACGACGACAGCAGGGAAGCCAUGAACAACCUGUCAGACUUCCAGAAGGACAACCUGAUCCCGGCCGCCCAGCUCAAGAACACUAACCAGAAGAAGGAGCUGGAAGUGGACUGCGGCCUGGACAAGUCCAACUGUGGGAAGCAACAGAACCAUACAUUGGACUACAAUCUGGCCCCGGGGCUCCUGGGGCGGGGAAGCAUGCCGGGAAAGUACCCCCACAGCGACAAGAGCUUGGGGGAGAAGGCACCCCUGCGGUUACACAGUGAAAAGCCGGAGUGUCGGAUAUCAGCGAUAUGCUCCCCGAGGGACUCCGUGUACCAGUCCGUGUGUUUGAUAUCAGAGGAGAGGAAUGAGUGUGUCAUUGCCACCGAGGUAUAAGGCAGGAGCCUCACCAGGACAGCCCAGCUUCGGCCGGCCCAGCAGCUGGGCCUUCCUUUUGCGUUGUUUACAUUGCAACCUGGAUGGGACGUUUUCUUGAUACGCAACGUGCUGCUCUCUGGAGGAAGAGGAGGAAGAGGAGGAGGAGGGAAUGGCUUGCACUAGGCCAACUGUGAACUUGUCGAGAGAAGCAGUGCCCUGCCACACCUCAGGGUGUCUGUCUGGCAUCAGGUUGGCAACUGCGCCAGCCAGGGAACAAAGGAAAGGAGAGGGGCCACCUGGACCUGCCCAGGCAGCAGCGACUUACAGAAUGCUCCACCGGGGGCUUUGGACAACUUUCCCAGAGGGAGUUGCAGCAGGUUCUGGAAGUCUAGAGCUGCUGUGGCCUUCGUGGUCAUCUGUGUGUGCAAAGGUGCCUUUGGACCAGGUUCCCUGUUGACUGCUGGGCCCAAAUCAGAAAGCAGAGAGGAGAGGGGGCCAACAGGGUAAGGCCCCAUAGGGGCCAGAAAGCCUCUGGGUGCAGCUCUGGUGGCUGGGGGUGGGUACCCUGCAGGAGAGAUGAGCCCAGAGGGAGAGGAGCACUUUGCCCCCUGCCUCCAACUACUGCCUGGGGGUCUCGCUCAGAUACCACCUCAGCCUCUGGCUCAGGCUCUUGGGCAAAUGGGCCAGGAUGCCGCACUGGGUUUCCCACUGCCCCUUGCACUGUGUGCCUCUGGGCUCUGAGCAGACAUGAAAAACCUACCUUUCAUGCCAACAGGGCCACCGGCUCAACUGGGGAGCUCGGGAGGGAAAAGUGGGUGCUGCUGCCACUUGGGCUCCUUCUUCCCUCAAACCCACCUCUUGGGCCUCGAGCCUGGGCUCUGCCCAUGCCCACUCCUGCACCCCCCCCAUCUUUGAAGCUGACCUUCAGAAAUCAAUAAUAUGAGUUUUUAUUUUGUUUGGGGGUUUUUUUGGUAGUUUAUUUUGGAGUCUAGUAUUUCGAUAAUUUAAGAAUCAGAAGCACUGACCUUUCUACAUUUUAUAACAUUAUUUUGUAUAUCAUGUGUAUUUAUAAUAUGGAACAGACGUGUACAGGAAUUUAUUA
This is a messenger RNA of Echinops telfairi (small Madagascar hedgehog), 3400 nucleotides long. RefSeq names its product delta like canonical Notch ligand 4 (gene DLL4). Gene Ontology annotation, biological process: establishment or maintenance of epithelial cell apical/basal polarity; multicellular organism development; heterophilic cell-cell adhesion. NCBI's taxonomy places the organism in Eukaryota, Metazoa, Chordata, Mammalia, Afrosoricida, Tenrecidae. Gene Ontology annotation, cellular component: protein-containing complex; plasma membrane. Gene Ontology annotation, molecular function: calcium ion binding. Bases 232 to 2316 code for a protein of 694 amino acids. The record is from RefSeq and is a predicted model, not a curated record. The transcript has 11 exons.